Aphanomyces astaci is the source of this 879-nucleotide messenger RNA. RefSeq lists its product as hypothetical. The record is from RefSeq and is a predicted model, not a curated record. The coding region runs from base 1 to 879 and encodes 292 amino acids. The transcript has 3 exons. NCBI's taxonomy places the organism in Eukaryota, Oomycota, Saprolegniomycetes, Saprolegniales, Verrucalvaceae.
AUGUCGGCCUCUCUCGCCGCGGUCAUGGGAGCGCACUGGGCACGCUGGCAAAGGACCCGUCGACUCAUGCGUGCCCUACGAAUCCGCGGUUCACUGAGGGAACGCAACUAUGUUCGCACGGUAUCCCUCGUGACGUACCAAGAAGAUACACCAUGGUACACAAUGUAUGCCACCAGGGACUCGCCAUCGUUCAUAUCGACGGUAUCUUUGACACCAGACGCCUUCGACAUCCUCCUUACUCAGUUCAAGAAGCAUUAUGUUGUCAAGUCUCUCCCCUACCGCAGUGGGCGCCCACCACGCAUACCGCACAAACAUGCUGUGCUGGCCAUGAUCCUGCACUUCUACACCGCCGCUGUUGAAGCAAAGACACUGCAAAAACUGUUCGGCUUAUCCAAGACAACGUUCUCAAGAGUGCUUCGUCGAGCCGAAGUCGCACUGUCUCGUGCUCUCAGUGGCAUGCGCGACGCACGCAUUUCGUGGCCGACCAAGGCGACGCAGGCGUUAUGGGCGCGCAAGACCCAAGAGAGAGAACCGUUGGUCUCUGGAUGGUUGCAUUCUGUGUUUGUGUCUGGUGUCUUGUGCUUUGGUUUGGACGGGACGUUGAUUUGGGGGCGUCACAAUUGUCCGGGCUCAUGGAAUGACGGCGAAAUGAGCCGUCGUUUGCAAGAAAUCCUUGCCGACAACGACAAGGUUGGCCACGGUAUGAAGCUUGCAUCCGACUCAGCUUUUCCUGUCGGGGGUCGUUGCGCUGGAAAGAUUGUGACACCCUUAAAGGAAGGCGAUUUAGAAAGGCUGCUGAGUGGGUUAUGGGUGCAGUACCUAAAGUGUACUGCCAACUACUGCUACCUUUACCCUACGAUCCACUCAAGCGGCAAAUGA